Messenger RNA from Trichomonas vaginalis G3, 1239 nucleotides. RefSeq names its product BioY family protein domain-containing protein. NCBI's taxonomy places the organism in Eukaryota, Parabasalia, Trichomonadida, Trichomonadidae. Bases 1 to 1239 code for a protein of 412 amino acids. The record is from RefSeq and is a predicted model, not a curated record. The transcript has a single exon.
AUGAGUGCUUACACUGAAGUCUACAAGAAUCUCGUUCAAAAAGGUCUCGUUGAUGAGGCAUAUCCAGUUGAUGGUCUCUGCGUCCAACUUCCAAAUGGCUGGUAUGGUAUCCACGCAAUCAUUGACAAUUAUGCCAAUCAACUUAAAGAAAUCGGCUAUGAUGAGGAAAUGGUUCCAUCUGUUGCCACAAAUACAAUUUACUCUAAGGUUCCACAAGAACUCCAGGGUAAUGUUGUUGAAAACGUUUUCAAGAUCACACACACAGGUCUCCACAAGCUUGAUGAUCCAUACUUCAUGGCUAACCGCCCAGAUCUUAUCCUCCCACAGAUCGAAAUGAAUAAUGCUCGUUCAUAUCGUAACCUCCCAAUUCUCCGCAUUGCUGGAGGCUUCCGUUACAACAACCUCACUGCCACAAACAAAUACGCCCUCAUUACAGACAUUGAGCAACCGGCCAAGGAUGUUGUUGGCAUUGUCUUCUCAGAACAAGACUACUUAGCCGAAGUCAAGCGCGAUCUUGACAUCCUCUACAAGAUCCUCCGCGAGGACUGCAAGCUCACAACAUUUUCCGUUCGCCGCCACCAUUCUAUUGUUGUUUUCGCCAUCUUCCCGAACGGCCAAGUUCUCGAGAUCGCUACAGUCCGCCUCUACUACCAAUCCCUCUCCGAAGCCCUCGAUUUCAAGGUCCUCGGCCCAGACGGAAAAUUCCAAUUCCCACAUAUCUUCAACAUCAACAUCGGCUCUCGUGCAUUCGCCGCUUCCGUUGUUGCCCACUCUACAGCCGACAGAAUUGUCCUUCCAAAGGCUCUCAUGCGCGCUCACGGUGUUGCAUACAACUUCCCAGUUGAUCUCAAGACAGUCCGCGUCGACCUUAUCAACAAGGACUUCACACAGGAGAGAUUCAACCGCCAGUUAGAGCAGGGCCUCGUCUUCGCUCUCGUCAAGGCUGACAAUGGAGUCAAAGUCAUCACAGAGAGCGGCGAAACAGUUGUCGCUGAGGCUGAACUCGAACAGAAGCUUACAGAAAUCCUCGACGCUCGUGAAAAGAAGAUCGAGGAACAGUCAAAUGCUGCUUAUGCUAAGCUUUACUCCGAAAACAUCUCAUUCGUCGAUUCUGAAGACGCAAAGCUUGAGGAAGGAAAGGUUAUCCUUGGCCUCGUCAUGAAGGAACAGGAUAACAUCUCUGUACCAGAGGAAAAGAAGUAUGCUGUAGCAGUUCCUCUUGUUGAACUCCACCACUAA